Messenger RNA from Archocentrus centrarchus (flier cichlid), 2977 nucleotides. Its product is annotated as kinesin-like protein KIF2A. Lineage: Eukaryota; Metazoa; Chordata; Actinopteri; Cichliformes; Cichlidae. Gene Ontology annotation, molecular function: microtubule motor activity; microtubule binding; ATP binding. Gene Ontology annotation, cellular component: microtubule. The coding region runs from base 89 to 2335 and encodes 748 amino acids. Gene Ontology annotation, biological process: microtubule-based movement; microtubule depolymerization. The transcript has 21 exons. The record is from RefSeq and is a predicted model, not a curated record.
CCUCGCUUAUGACUGACCGUCAGUGACCUCAGUCUCAGUGGUAGCACAACUUAGACUGGACCGCUCAUUAAACAGCACACGGGGAGCAAUGGCCGGGAUAUUCGGGAAGAUAUUCUUGGGCAUUUACGUGGAGAUAAAACGGAGCGAUGGACGAAUACACCAGGCAAUGGUCACAUCACUGCAUGAAGACAACGAGAGUGUGACAGUGGAAUGGAUCGAGAAUGGAGACACUAAAGGGAAAGAGAUUGAUCUCGAGAGCAUCUUUGCUCUGAAUCCAGAUGUAGCUCCUGAUGAAGAGAUACCACAGAGUCCUGAGGUCCCUCUUCCUCCCUCCAAUGUUGCCAAAACCAGCAAAGUACCCAAGACUAAACGGAUGACUGCAAUACCCAAGGCUGAAAAUGCCCCACGGGAAAACCGAGCUGCCGCAGUGGGAACCACUCGGGCCCGUCCCAGUCAGCACAGCCAAGCUGCGGAGCCACCCCCACCGACCAUCGUUCCCCAGCCUGCAGUGAACCAGGCCCUGAUACAGCAGCAGAACGCACGGAGGAAAUCUAACUGCGUGAAGGAGGUGGAGAAACUGCAGGAGAAACGAGAGAAGAGACGUCUUCAGCAACAGGAGCUCAGAGAGAAGAGGGCACAAGAAGUGGACGUUAAUUUACCAAAUUAUGAGAUUAUGUGUAUGAUCAGAGACUUCAGAGCCAGCCUGGACUACAGACCUUUAACCACAAAUGACUUGAUUGAGGAGCACAGGAUAUGUGUGUGUGUUCGUGCACGUCCCCUCAAUAAAAAAGAGCUAUCAGUGAAAGAUUUGGAUGUGAUCACCAUUCCCAGUAAAGACGUGGUAAUGGUCCAUGAGCCCAAGCAGAAAGUUGACUUGACCCGCUAUCUGGAGAACCAGACUUUCCGAUUCGACUACGCCUUUGACGAGAACUCCACCAAUGAAAUGGUUUACAGGUUCACUGCCCAGCCACUGGUUGAGACCAUUUUUGAGAGGGGGAUGGCGACAUGUUUUGCAUACGGGCAAACUGGAAGUGGAAAAACACACACGAUGGGAGGGGACUUCUCAGGAAAAAACCAGGACUGUUCUAAAGGGAUCUAUGCACUGUCUGCCAGAGAUGUUUUUCUCAUGUUAAAGAAGCCAAAUUACAAGAAGCUGGACCUGCAAGUUUUUGCCACUUUUUUUGAGAUUUACAGUGGGAAGGUGUUCGACCUGUUGAACCGUAAGGCCAAGUUACGGGUCCUGGAGGAUGGAAAACAGCAGGUGCAGGUGGUGGGGCUACAGGAGAGCGAAGUGAAAUGCACAGAAGACGUCCUCAAACUCAUCGAAGUGGGAAACAGCUGCAGGACGUCUGGACAGACAUCGGCCAACGCUCACUCCUCCCGGAGUCACGCUGUCUUCCAGAUCAUCCUGCGUCGACGGGGGAAGAUGCACGGAAAGUUCUCUCUUAUCGACCUGGCGGGGAAUGAGAGAGGGGCAGACACCUCCAGCGCUGAUCGGCAGACUCGCCUCGAGGGAGCAGAGAUCAACAAGAGUCUGCUGGCACUCAAGGAGUGUAUCCGAGCCCUGGGCAGAAACAAACCACACACUCCAUUUCGAGCCAGCAAGUUAACCCAAGUGCUGCGAGACUCAUUCAUAGGGGAAAACUCCAGAACAUGCAUGAUUGCGACCAUCUCUCCUGGGAUGGCAUCUUGUGAAAAUACACUGAACACACUGAGAUACGCCAACAGAGUAAAGGAGUUUGGGAUAAGUCCCUCAGACAUUCCCUUCUCCCAGAGUGGGGGUGGAGGAGGUCGCUCUGAGCUCUCCCCUACCUACGAGUAUGAUCUCUUUGCUAUGACUCUCAACACUGUCCUGCAGAAUAGGGUGAAGGAGCUCACAGUGGACCCUGCAGCAUCCAUGAUGGAGAGCCGUGAGGGAGGACACAUCACCCAGCUGGAGGUGCUGGAGGCUCAGUGGGGAGUUGGGAGCUCUCCACAGAGAGACGAUCUGAAGCUGCUCUGUGAACAGAACGAGGAGGAGGUUUCCCCGCAGCUCUUCACUUUCCAUGAAGCCGUCUCUCAGCUGGUGGAGAUGGAGGAGCAGGUGCUGGAGGAUCACAGGGCUGUGUUCCAGGAGUUGAUCCGCUGUUUGGAGGAUGAGAAGGUGCUUCUGGAAAUGACGGAGGAAGUGGACUAUGAUGUGGAAUCAUAUGCAACUCAGUUAGAACAAAUCCUGGACCACAAGAUAGACAUUCUUACUGAGCUAAGAGAUAAAGUCAAGUCUUUCCGUUGUACUCUCCAGGAAGAGGAACAAGCUAGCAAACAGAUCACACCCAAGAGGCCUCGGGCACUAUAGACACAUAAAAUGUGAUAUUUCGCUGUAAUGCUGAUUGGUCAUCAGAGAGUUGAAGGCCAUGAGGAGGUCAAUGCUGAUGAAACAGCUGAUUUAACUCAGCUGUGACUUUAUGGUGUGUGUCUGUAAGUGUGUUUGGUUUCGCCCUGACCUCUCUGCUGUACAGACUGGUUCCCGUCAUCCAUCCGUCCAUUUGUAAAACCAAAGAGCGUACCGUCUUCGCUCUUCCAUCUUCCUGUAAAGUGUAUCUAUAAGGUUUUUCUCUGUGCGCUUAGUCCCAAGUACUUCAUUUUAAAAUAAAAAAGGUCAAACAUUGUUUAAAAUAAUUUUUAUAGGGUCUGUCAUCCUCACAAAGGCCAAUUUUCUAAACAGUUUUUGCCAUUUUGUGCAAUAUUUGGAGAAAUGUUUCUCCCUGUUCUUCCUGUUUCAGCUCAGGUGAACAGGACGUCAAAUUUGUGUGUAAAAUGAGUAAAAUGAGUGUUUGUGUUGAUACUGUAUGUAACAAAGUUUGAUUGAGACAAGGUGGAAACUAACCUUAUGUUCAACAUUAACAGAGCUAAAGUGUGCAUUAUACUCAAAGUGUUUCAAGGUUACAUUUACAGAAACUGAUUUUUCAUUUGCCAAAAUAAAGAAAAAUUACUUGUU